Messenger RNA from Carassius gibelio (silver crucian carp), 1897 nucleotides. Its product is annotated as galactosylceramide sulfotransferase-like. Lineage: Eukaryota; Metazoa; Chordata; Actinopteri; Cypriniformes; Cyprinidae. The transcript has 3 exons. The record is from RefSeq and is a predicted model, not a curated record. Gene Ontology annotation, molecular function: galactosylceramide sulfotransferase activity. Bases 1 to 1023 code for a protein of 340 amino acids. Gene Ontology annotation, cellular component: membrane. Gene Ontology annotation, biological process: glycolipid biosynthetic process.
AUGCCGUGUGAUGCGUCUGCGAUCCGUCUCUGCGUCUCUGUGCUGUCCAGGUCCCGUCUGUCUUGUGCUAUGCUUGUCUGUCACCUGCUGUGGCUCCGCCCACUGAAACAGGUGUGUCUCAUUCAGGCGGUUCAGACUGGACAAACACACGUCACCUCUCACUCCAAACACACACCGACAGCCAGAGCCGAGCGGAGGAGGGCACAUCCACACCGGACCGGCAGCAGCACUCUGCAGAACAUCCUGUUUCGACUCGGGGAACGAGAGAGCGCCACCUUCGCCUUUCCUUCCCGCACGUACCAGUUCAACUACCCAGACAGAUUCAGAGUGGCAUUUGUGGACGAGUUGCCCAAGGGUUCAUCUCAGUUUGACUUGCUCUGCAGUCACAUGCGUUUGGACCUGCGGGAGGUGAGGAAGGUGAUGCCCCAGAAUGCUGUCUUCAUCACGCUCUUGCGAGACCCAAUCAAGACCUUUGAGUCAGUCUUUGGGUACUACACCUCCACAGUCCCAGCGUUCUUUACUGCGCAUCGAGCCGCCUCAAGCGAAGGUAAAUCUGCACUCUCUGUGUUCCUGGACUCUCCGGAGAUCUUCUGGGACCCGAAGGAACCUAGAAAUGGUCUUGCCAAGAACCCAAUGAGCUUUGACAUAGGGCUCAACAACCAGAAGUGGAACGGCUCAUGGCCGGAGGACUUGGCACAACUGGAGGAAGAGUUUCACCUGGUGAUGAUCGCUGAGCACUUCAACGAGUCCCUGGUUCUCCUGGGGGCUCUUCUCAGACUGGAGCAUGAGGAUUUGGCUUACCUUCGGCUCAAUGUUUGUGCCGGCAACAGCGUGACAGUGCUGAACGAGAACAUGCAAGCAAAGGUGCGAUCGUGGAACGUGCUGGACACGCUCCUCUACGACUUCUUUGUGCAGGUGUUCUGGGAGAAGGCGGCUCAGUUCGGGAUGGAAAGGUUGAAAGCAGAGGUGUCUUUGCUAAUGGGACUCCAUCAACUCUUCACAGAACAAGUCUGGUGGAGUUGAAAUAAGAUGGACCAUUGCACCAUUAAAAUGCAAGUCCUGGAUAAAACCGGAUAACAACACUCUUUGCCCAAAUGGUGGUCUACAUCAGUGGUUCCCAACCUAUGUCCUGGAGAUCCCCAAACAAUACACAUUUGGGAUGUUUCUCUCAUCUGACACAACCAUUUCUUGGAGUUUUUAAUAUCAAACUGAUGAUCUGAAACAGGUGCUUCUCAUUAGGACAGUGGUGUCCAGUGAUCCUGCUCUCGGAGAGCCAAUGUUCUGCAGCGUUUAGCCAAAAACACAUCUACCUGGAAGUUUCCAGUGAUCCUGAAGAAUCUGAUUAGAGGUUCAGGUGUUUUAUUAAAGUUAGAGCUAAACGCAGGUCAGUGGCUCUAUAUGGAGAAGGACUGGACACCACUGUAUUAGGAAGACGUACAAAAUGUGCAGAGCUGAGGGUAAUUUAAGACAAGGAUUGGGAACCAUUGGUCUACAUCGAUGACCUAAACAUGAAACUGAUGAAGAAACAUAUUAACUUGCAUUUGCACAAAGAUCUGCACUGUGAUAACCAUUAGCUACCUGCAUUACUCUUACAGCCUUUGAUGUAAACCAUGGGUGUCCAAUUCUGCUGAGGGUCACUUUCCGGCUUCCUUCACAUGCAACUGGGAAUUUCCUACUGCCCGAUUUUUAAGACAGAAUUAUACGUUUGUUGCAUUUAACGGCUUUAUUGUUGAGAAGAAUAGGAAUCAUGGAGGACACCUGGUUCAUUCAUGCCUAUUUCUUGGGAAAAAGCUAAAAUAUUCUGAAGAGUUUCAAUGAAAAUCCUAAUUUUGAAUUAAAUGCCACGUCCCAUUCUUUGACAACCAUAUAAACGUUAACUGCACUAUUGUACACUUUA